AUGGUUCGUUACGCACAGCGGCCGUGGUACAACCCCCUUGGGUGUAUGGCUUCCUCACCUCCGGCCUACGUCUUUUUAGUGUUUUUCACUGGCUUGACCCUGGUCUGGCCCAUACGCUACCGUAUCUCAGAAUACUUCGAGCGCCAACGGGCUGGACCCCACGUCGAGCUCCGGCAAAAAGCAGUAAUGUACUACAACGAAAUCGAAAAGAUGCACCGUCGGCAGGCAUUGGUAAAUCAGGAGAACCUGCAGAAUGAUAAUAGUGGGCAUCGACAGCAAGCACUAAUGGUAGCGGAGUCUUUGCGGAUGGGUCAUAUUGAUCAGGAAUAUAAUUAUUGGUUUGCGCAUCAGCGAGAUGCUAUACGCGCGGAGAAGCUGCUUUUGGAAAUUAAGGAGCUGAAGGCGAAGCUUGCAUUGUGA
This is a messenger RNA of Phytomonas sp. Hart1, 420 nucleotides long. The record is from the annotation of a GenBank genome assembly. NCBI's taxonomy places the organism in Eukaryota, Euglenozoa, Kinetoplastea, Trypanosomatida, Trypanosomatidae.